CGACGACAACAGCUUCUGUUAACCAACCUAUGGAGCGCGACUGUUUCGGAGUCACAAGCGUGAACUCGCCUUGCUGGUAUUGAUAGCAUAGCUUCGUCUCCCAUCGCCGAGAACGAGGGGGAGCUGCUUCGAACCCUGGAUUCAUUCAUUGUCAUGCCACCAAGGAAAAUUCGACCGAGUUUUAAACGCGCCCAGCAAGGUCAAGCUCGUAUUUAAUACGGUAAUACGGUAGCCGGCGGCAUCUGGUGGGGUUGUCCUCUCUGCAUCCCUCCAACGGCUGCUCCCAACGGCUGCUCCCAACGGCUGUUCCCAGUCUCGGGGGCUUCUGUGCCGCGGAGACAUCAUCUCCAUCUCCAUCUCCAUGCGUAGUAUAUAAAGCCAGAACCUCCGCUCCUGGGAAAAGAGGUGGCCGGACUCACAGAUCCGCCAACACUCGCCCAGAGUCUCCCUUCCAUAGCCACCAUGUUGUCUCCGCUAGUAACGGCUCUCCUCGCGCCGGUGCUGGCGUCUGCUAGCUCGGGCUACGCCCAGUCGCCGGCCGUCUUCCCGUCGCCACCGGGCAGGGGCGCGGGCGUAUGGGCGGAUGCGUACGCGAGCGCCCGCGACCUCGUCGGCCAGAUGACGCUCGACGAGCGGGUCAACGUCACGCGCGGCUUCGCCGUCAGCCACAACGUGUGCGCCGGAAACACCGGCACCGUGCCGCGCCUGCAGUGGCCCGGCAUGUGCCUGCACGACGCCGGCAACGGCGUGCGGGCCACCGACCUCGUCAACUCGUACCCGUCGGCGCUCCACGUCGGCGCCGCCUGGGACAAGAGCCUGACGUACGAGAGAGCCUACUACAUAGGCAAGGAAUUCAAGGCCAAGGGCGUCAAUGUCGUGCUGGGCCCCAACGCCGGCCCUCUCGGAAGGUCGCCCCUGGGCGGCCGAAACUGGGAGGGGUUCUCGGUUGACCCCUAUCUGUCCGGCCAGCUGAACGCCGUGACUGUUGUCGGCCACCAGGACGCUGGGGUCAUCGCGAACAUCAAGCAUUUCAUCGCCAACGAGCAGGAAGCAUAUAGGCGGCGCUACUUUGGGGUGGAAGCAGUCUCGGCUAACGUUGACGACAAGACCCUCCACGAGUUCUAUCUAUGGCCCUUCAUGGAUAGCGUGAGGGCAGGUGUGGCCUCAGUCAUGUGUUCCUAUAACCGGAUCAACAACACGUACGCUUGCGAGAACAGCAAGCUCAUGAAUGGCGUUCUCAAAACCGAGCUUGCCUUUGAGGGAUUCGUGCUCCUCGACUGGGAUGCUCAGCACAAUCUCGAGAGCGCCAAUGCCGGACUGGAUAUGGUUAUGCCUAGAGCCGGGUUUUGGGGAGACAAUCUAACUGAAGCUGUCGUCAACGGGUCCAUCGGCGAGGACAGGGUCACGGAUAUGGCAACAAGAAUCCUGGCGGCGUGGUAUCUUCUUGGCCAGAACGACACCGACUUCGCCAUCCCGGGCAUCGGGAUAAAGAACCUCACCUCACCGCACGAACAGGUCGAUGCGCGCAUCCCCGAAUCUCAACCGGUGAUACUAGAAGGGGCGAUAGCCGGGCACGUCCUGGUCAAGAACAGCGGCGCGUUGCCCUUCCGAGAGAAACCGACCAUGCUUUCGGUAUACGGAUACGACGCUACGAUCCCGGAGACUAAGAAUACGGACAACCUGUUCCAGUUGGGGUUCACCUCUUCUCGGGAGAUGGGCCAGGCCGUGCUGGGUUCGGAGCAACAUUUUGACCAGGCGGCUAGGGGAGGGACGAUCAUCACCGGUGGCAGAGCCGGCGCCAACGGCCCAUCCUACAUCGACGAUCCGUUGAGCGCCAUCCAGCGGAGGGCGAGAGCGGACGGGACUUGGAUUAAUUGGGACUUGAUUUCGCCUAACCCCGACGUCAACGGAGCCUCAGACGCGUGUUUAGUCUUCAUAAACGCCAUGGCUACGGAAGGCUGGGAGAGGGAAGGGCUCCACGACGAUUUCAGCGACGGGCUCGUCCUCAACGUCGCGUCGAAGUGCGCGAAUACCAUCGUCGUCAUCCACGCAGCGGGGGUUCGCCUAGUGGACCAAUGGAUCGACCACGACAAUAUUACCGCGGCCGUCAUCGCCCACCUGCCGGGACAAGACAGCGGCGAGGCCCUAGUCAGGCUUAUCUACGGCGAGGCGGGGUUCUCUGGUAAGCUCCCCUAUACCCUAGCCAAGAACGAGAGCGAUUAUGCCGUCUACGCUCCUUGCGGCCGCGGCCCGUCGAACACGACCGACCCUCAGUGCGACUUCACCGAAGGCGUGUACAUCGACUACCGCCACUUCGACGAGCAGGACAUCACCCCCCGCUACGAGUUCGGCUACGGGCUGAGCUACACCACCUUCAACUACUCGUCACUCUCGAUCGAAGUGCUAGCAGUGCACCCCGAACUCCGAGGCGUCCCCAUCCUGAGCAGCGACGAGAGUAUUUGGGAAACCGUAGCCACGGUAAACGCGACCAUCACCAACUCUGGCUCGCUCGCCGGCGCAGAGAUAGCGCAGCUGUAUCUCGGCAUACCCAACAGCCCCCCGAAGCAGUUGCGCGGCUUCGAGAAGGUGUCCCUCGCCCCAGGGGAAUCCGCCGAAGUCGUCUUCGAGCUCACCCGGCGGGAUUUGAGCGUAUGGGACGUGAUCACUCAGGCCUGGAUCGUGCAGGGGGGCGAAUACCCCGUCUAUGUAGGUGCUAGUAGCCGGGACGUCAGACUGACCGGUGGUAUUUCGGUAUAGCACGUUGCAGCCAGGAUACAUUAAUACAACAGACCCUAUUGCGGCUAUUCAGAGAACCGUCGUUAGGUUAAUUGGGUGCGUAUUUGUGUGAAUGUGUCUUCUUGAAGUGACUCGGAGGCAAUAGAGGGGAAAGCUCUCCUUAAGGCAUGCUUUCCUUUUCCAGAAAAGGGGAGGAAGGGGGGGAAUAUUUGAUGUCAAAGUGGG
This is a messenger RNA of Durotheca rogersii, 2961 nucleotides long. Its product is annotated as glycoside hydrolase family 3 protein. The coding region runs from base 463 to 2757 and encodes 764 amino acids. Gene Ontology annotation, molecular function: beta-glucosidase activity. Gene Ontology annotation, biological process: glucan catabolic process. The transcript has 7 exons. NCBI's taxonomy places the organism in Eukaryota, Fungi, Ascomycota, Sordariomycetes, Xylariales, Xylariaceae. The record is from RefSeq and is a predicted model, not a curated record.